This is a messenger RNA of Myripristis murdjan (pinecone soldierfish), 3642 nucleotides long. RefSeq names its product nicalin (gene ncln). The transcript is spliced from 15 exons. The record is from RefSeq and is a predicted model, not a curated record. Gene Ontology annotation, biological process: regulation of signal transduction. NCBI's taxonomy places the organism in Eukaryota, Metazoa, Chordata, Actinopteri, Holocentriformes, Holocentridae. The coding region runs from base 119 to 1852 and encodes 577 amino acids. Gene Ontology annotation, cellular component: membrane.
AAUUGAUCUCUCGUUGCUGCUGCAGUUGCGUCGCUGCUAGCUGUCAGUCCAGUAGUGCGGCGGUGACAGCUGAAAAUAUUGAUUCGUCCUUUGUUGUGCGCCCGAUACAAGCGACAAAAUGUUCGAGGAGGCUAGUGAGGUGUUUGAUAACAUGUUUAAAUCCUCCUUUCCCUUGACCUUCAUUGUGUUCAUCCCCGCCGUGCUCAUCCUGGUGUCCCCGCUCCCAGCCGAGGCGGCACAUGAAUUCACGGUGUACCGCAUGCAGCAGUACGACCUGCAGGGGCAGCCCUACGGUACCAGGAAUGCCAUCUUGAACACCGAGGCCCGUACUGUGGAGGCAGAGGUACUAAGUCGUCGCUGUGUUAUCAUGCGGCUGGCAGACUUCUCCUACGACAAGUACCAGAAAGCCCUACGCCAGUCCGCGGGGGCCGUGGUGAUCAUCCUGCCUAAGAACAUGUCUGCUAUGCCCCAGGACAUAGUACAGCAGUUCAUGGAGCUGGAGCCGGAGAUGCUGGCUACCGAGACCAUCGUCCCAGUCUACUUUGCCAUGGAGGACGAUGAGCUUCUGUCCAUCUACAUGCAAACUCAGACAUCCUCCUCCUCCCAGGGGUCAUCCUCAGCUGCUGAAGUGCUGCUGCAUACAGCCACAGCUAACGGCUUUCAGAUGGUCACCAGUGGGAGCCAGAGCAAAGCUAUCAGCGACUGGGCCAUCACUAGUCUAGAGGGUCGCCUGGCUGGAGUUGGUGGAGAAGAUCUGCCCACUAUUGUGCUGGUGGCUCACUAUGACUCCUUCGGUGUAGCUCCGUGGCUGUCGUAUGGCGCAGACUCAAACGGGAGCGGAGUGUCCAUGUUGUUGGAGCUGGCUCGUCUCUUUUCUAGACUAUACACCUAUAAAAGGACGCAUGCCGGGUACAACCUGCUGUUCUUUGUAUCUGGAGGAGGGAAGUUCAACUACCAGGGCACCAAACGUUGGCUGGAGGACAAUCUGGACCACACAGACUCCAGUCUGUUGCAGGACAACGUAGCCUUCGUAUUGUGCCUGGACACUCUGGGAAAUGGAGAUGCUCUGCACCUCCACGUGUCCAAGCCUCCUAAAGAGGGAACUCCUCAGCAUUCUUUACUCAAGGAGCUGGAGACGGUGGUUACUAGCCAGUACCCAGAGGUCAAGUUCUCCAUGGUCCACAAGAAAAUCAACCUGGCCGAUGACACUCUGGCCUGGGAGCACGAGCGCUUUGGGAUCCGCCGGCUGCCAGCCUUCACUUUGUCCCACCUGCCCUCGCACCGCCUGGCGCAGCGCUCCAGCAUCAUGGACGUGCGGUCAGUGUCCCCCUCCUCUCGCUCUGGAGCGGGAGAGCCCCCUGCUGGGCCUCAUGUCGACUUGAAGAAGCUUAGCAGGAACACCAAAGUGGUAGCAGAAGCACUAGCAAGGGUCAUCUACAACCUCACUGAAAAGGGAGCCCCUGGAGAUUUACAGAUCUUCACUGAACAAAUGCAAGUGCAGGAGGAGCAGCUGUCGUCGGUGGUGGACUGGCUCACGGCGCAGCCCCGAGCCGCCCAGCUGGUGGACAAGGACAGCAGCGUGGUGUCCACUCUGGAGUAUCACCUCGCACGCCACCUCAAGGACGUCAAGCGGCACUACGUCAAAGCUGACAAGAGGGAUCCAGAGUUUGUGUUCUACGACCAGCUCAAACAGACUAUGAACGCUUACAGAGUGAAGCCUGCUAUUUUUGACCUGCUGCUGGCUGUCUGCAUUGCAGCCUACUUGGGAGUGAUGUAUCUGGCUAUCCAGAACUUCGGCGUCCUCUACAGUGUUGUCCGCAGAAUCACCCAACCCAAGACCAAGACCCACUGAGCCACAACAAACUCCUCUCUAACCCUAACCCACACUUUCUUCCUCAGAUCACGAAGCUCUAGCCAGUAAGAAUGCAGAGGCUGGACCGAGCACCUGUUUUUCAUGUGCGAUGUUUUUUUUCAAAUCAGCCAAAUCACUCUCCCCUUCGCCUUCCUCCUGAACACACAACAUCAGAGCCUCUCUUUAUCCGUUCGGUGCUCUAGUCAGGAUUAAUUUUUCGGUCUGCCUGUCCCCAUGAACAAAAAUGUCUUGUCAUUUGUUCUAAUUAUCACAAAUUAAACUCAAGUCUAGCUGCCAGUUACUGAGGCUUUGUCAGAUCAGAUCCAUUGAGUACAGGAGCAGAGAAAGCCCUUGUGAAAUGUGGAAAUAUUCCUAGCACAAAAACUGCAUUACAAUAUUUAUUAUUAAAGUAUAUGGCUGAACUUAGCCAAACCUCCUGAGAUCUAAAUGAGUUUUAAGUAGCGAGGGCUUCCUGUUGCUGUACCCAUCAAUCUCUCUUCAUUCCUCUUCUCAGCUUGCAGGUGAUUAUUCUGCCAAAUUGAUCGGGGCUGGUCACUUGUUGUCUUGGGCAGCUACAUGGAGAUUUGACCAGACUUUUACUUGGAACCUAUUAGGAAGAGUUGCAUUAAAUAACAAACCCCUGUCGUCUUUAAGUGCUGAAUGAAAAUGAUUCCUCUCACACCCCCAAAUAUUUGACAUUUACGUAAAAGAUGAGCCGUCAAAUGAAAUGUGAAGUAGUGUGUAGAUAACCCAAUUCCAUUGCCUUCUUAAUGAAUUCUGAGAUGUUAAUGAGUUGAAUGGGGAAAAAAAAUUCCCUGUCACUGUAUGUGUGAAUCCUCCCCAAUCACUCCACUGAAUACGGUGAAUAUGGUGAAAGAAAUUCAGCAAACAGAUUUCAAAUCGGUCAGUCUUGUUUUUCGUGUCACUUUUUUGUAGUCACCUUUUGUUUACUGUUGCUUGUCUUGUCGUGUCUUAUUUUUAAUUUCUCAAAGUCUUUUUUACCUAAUAAAUUGACAAAAAAAUCGACGCUGGUGGAAAAACACUGAUCCGAAAUCAAUCUUCCAAUGUAAGCCAAUAGGUCACUUUCCACAUAUGUGGUUCUUGGCUUUAUCAGAGCAUGUGUUUUGUGUAAGAGCGACAUGCCAGCACAUUUUAACAUGAUGAAAUCCCGCCCUUUACUCCUUUUUAUCCGCAGAGACAAGAGCCAUGUUGCGUUGAAUGUGACCUUUUGUGGGAGUUGGCAAAAGUGCAAUCUGUCUUCAUCUUAAAUCUUAAAUUUUUAGCAGUGUAAUGAGACUUUUGUCAAGCCAGCAUUGCAGUAUUUACAUAGUGGCUGUGAUGUGAUGGUCAGGGACACAAAGGUGUUGGGCUAAAUGGGGGAAAAUAUUACUAUGAGUAUUACACAAUUUUUAAAUCCACUAUAUAUUUAGAAUCCAAUGGCACGUAUACUGCAAUGAAGUCUUGAUCAAAUCUCUCACCCUCAUGCCUUGUAGAGAGCAAGUUGUACUUGUUUUCUGUAAUGUGUACUCCAUGUGUUACUGGGUGACCUUUGACCCCACCCCACCACCAUGAUCACUAUGACAAGACUGGCUAAUUUAAGGGAAAUACUGUGUGGUACAUAUGGAAUUUAAUUUAUUGAAGCAGACUCUGCUUAUCUGUGCACUGAACUCUCCUCUGCGCCCUAAACUCCUUUCACCUCAUCCACAACACUUGAUGUUCACACUGAAAAUGACAUCAGUUAUAAAUAAAAUAAAUAAAUAAAUGAAAUUGUCAAAAAAAAAAAAAAAAAA